Molecule: messenger RNA, 1635 nt
Organism: Pezoporus flaviventris
Lineage: Eukaryota; Metazoa; Chordata; Aves; Psittaciformes; Psittacidae
Gene: GPR19
Product: G protein-coupled receptor 19
Exons: 3
Coding region: 241-1485 (414 amino acids)
Biological process (GO): G protein-coupled receptor signaling pathway
Cellular component (GO): plasma membrane
Molecular function (GO): G protein-coupled receptor activity
Source: RefSeq, a predicted model, not a curated record
AGGUCCUGGGGCGUCUGAGUGCUGAGGAGGGACUGCCACAUGAUCCGCAUCCCACAUGACACAGAAAGAAACUGGUGGCAGCAGCCAGCCCCGAAAAACGUCAUCUUUUCCUCCGUCAAAGAAGAGGGUAUGAUUGGCACCUGCCCAGAGGUGCCUCCACUUGGGACAACAAGCAGAGAAAGGACGAGACCGGCGCCUCUGGGAUUAUGCUUUGGAGCAGCCUGAGCAAAAGACGUGGCCAUGAUUGCUCACAGCAUGGAUAACAACGGCGGUACUGUUGUUCUCCCUACCUUCCUGCUUCUGCUGCAGAGCGAGAGCUACUCGAACAGCCCCAUCCCCUCUGCUGGCUAUGAGAUGACAGCAUCACCCACAGGACCCAGCUCAAGCAGGAACCGCACUGCCUCGCUGUAUGACCUGCAGCAGGGGGAAAUUACAGCAGCCAGCAUGGUUUUGGGAGCGCUGUGGCUGGUGUCCCUCGUUGGAAACUCCCUCGUUUGCUUAGUGAUCCAUCGGAGCAGGAGGACGCAAUCCACCACCAACUAUUUUGUUGUCUCCAUGGCUUGUGCAGACCUGCUGACUAGUGUCACAAGCGUGCCCUUUGUGCUGCUUCAGUUCACCUAUGGCAGGUGGACACUGGGGAACUCAAUGUGCAAGCUGGUAAGGUACAUCCAGCACAUCACCCCUGGAGUCCAGAUAUAUGUGCUCCUCUCUAUAUGUGUGGACAGAUUCUACACUAUCAUUUACCCCCUGAGCUUCAAAGUGUCCAGGGAGAAAGCCAAGAAAAUGAUUCUGGCCUCUUGGCUCUUUGAGGCUGCAUUUGCAUCACCGGCUUUCCUUUUCUACAGCUCCAACAGUGACGACCACUGCAACUUUUUUCUCCCCAGAUCUUGGGAAGGAGUUACCUAUGGUGUCAUCCGCCUCUUGGUGGUGUUUUUGAUGCCGUCUACCCUCAUUGUCUUCUUCUACCAGAGGGUCAUCAAGUACAUUUGGAGAAUAGGCACUGAUGGCAGGACUGUCAGGAGGACAACGAAUACUGUUCCGAGAGCAAAAGUGAAAACCAUCAAAAUGUUCUUAAUGUUAAACUCAGUCUUUCUCCUCUCCUGGCUCCCUUUCUACAUGGUACAGCUGUGGCACCCACAGGAAAUCAACUACAGAAAAAGCUCCCUGGUUUUCCUGUUCAUCACCUGGAUCUCCUUCAGUUCUUCAGCUGCUAAGCCAACCAUCUACUCCGUGUAUAAUGCAAACUUCAGAAGAGGGAUGAAAGAAACUUUCUGCAUGUCUGCCAUGAAAUGUUACAGAAGCAAUGCAUACACCAUCACCACCAGUUCCAGAAUAGCCAAAAAGAAUCAUGUUGGGAUCGCAGAUAUCCCAGCUCCAGCCAAAACUGUCAUGAAAGACUCCAUCUAUGAUGCUUUUAACAGAGAAGAAAAGGAAAAAAAGGUUGCCUGGCCUAUUCAGUCCAAUCCCCCCAAUACAUUUGUCUAGUUGGCUGCAUUGCUUUGAAGAAACCACUAUGUACCCACAGAACAAGGAGCUUUAUAUCCUUUCUGAAUAUUGAUGUAUAUUUACAUAUUUUUAACACAGAUUUGGGGAAGAAGACAAGAUGUUUUAUUUUAUUAAAUGCCUUGAUUUUGA